AUGACAUUUCUCGGCGCGUUGUUGAUUGUGGCGGCUUGUUUCGCUAUCGGGUGCCUAAUCGGGUCACGACAUUCGUCUCGUGGGCCUGUUAGUUCGUCGGAUAAUUCUGAAAUCAACGACGGCGUCAGGAAGAAGACUUAUCGGAGCAAACAGCUUCGAGAGGUUGAGAAACUUGCAGAUAUUAUGGACGACUUUAAGAUGGUUUUGGUUGUGAGGAAUGACCUAAAAAUGGGGAAAGGAAAGAUUGCUGCCCAAUGCAGCCAUGCCACUUUGGGGCUGUACAAGAAGAUCCUUAACCGAGCACCAAAUUCCUUAAGCAGGUGGGAGAUGUGCGGGCAGGUUAAGGUUGUCUUGAAAAUUGAAAGUGAAGACGAUAUGCUUGUUUUACAGGAGAAGGCGAAAUCUCUGAAUUUACCAGCACAUAUAACAGUUGAUGCCGGUAGAACACAGAUUGCCCCAAAUUCAAGAACAGUAAUGGCAAUUUUAGGUCCAGCUGAUCUAGUCGAUGAUGUAACGGGCGGAUUAAAGCUUUUAUAA
This is a messenger RNA of Striga hermonthica, 537 nucleotides long. Lineage: Eukaryota; Viridiplantae; Streptophyta; Magnoliopsida; Lamiales; Orobanchaceae. The record is from the annotation of a GenBank genome assembly.